AUGGCAGCUCUCUCUCGAAAUCCUGUCCAAUUGACUCCUCAGGACUCAGUCGGUUCAGACACAUCCACUGUUAACUCAGACAACCCACCUCCCUCGACUCCUCCUCCGAAGAGCAACCAGGCAAAGGCCCCGUCUCCGAGCGAUACAUCUCCCUCCUCUCACAGCUCCGUGUCGACUCACACCCAGUCACCUCAGAGUCUCAGCACUCCGGGCAGCUCGUUGCCAUCCUCUCCCACCGUUUCCCGCAACCGCCAAGCCAUCCUUGAUGCACGCGCUGAACUCAUCGACUCGACUCUUUACCUAGCGGAGCCGUCUACGAGGGAUGCCUGUGACUGGACGCGUGUCGGCACUGCUGAUCUUUUGACCGUGCAUGGAGAUGGGGAUGCUAUCGAGCCCGCCAUCAUCACUUUCAUCGGUGUUAUCAGCAGCCGUAACUUCUAUCUUUGGGCCGAUGGCGGAGUCACUGAAGCAAGGGGGUUUACUCGCAGUCUUGCAGACGCCACCGCCACCUGCAUCGUAGAGAAGUCUUUGGUGUCUCCUGUUUCCGCAGAUUUUGUGGCGGCCCUCAGUACGCUCGAACACUUCGAGUCUCAGAUCAUCACGCAUGGCUUCACGAGGAAACCCAUGCGCGUCGCUGUGGCGGGCAGUCCUGUCUGUGGAGUCAGGCUGCGACACAGACUAUUCCAGGAGCGGACUACCGAAUCAUCGACCAGUCACGACCCUCCGCUCCCCAGUGAAUUCCAAAUCUCUCAAUGGCCUGUCCGAAGUGCAUGGGCUCAGGCUCAGCUCCAAGCCAUGAAGGACACUCAUGACGUCAACAUUCUGCCCGCCUACGACGUGCAUGGCGACCUCAUACCUCCCGCAUCCUACGCUGACAAGCUUUCCGGUGCCACCUGCGCUAUCCAGUUCCGUGUCAGCCAUUGGCCCAUCUCAAAGAAGACCGAGGAUACAUUUGUGGGCGACAUCGAGAAGAUUGAGGUCCUGGUCGAGCCCGUCGUUAUCGCCGCCGGGAAGCGUAAACUUGCGCUCACCUCCUCGCCUUCAAAGCGCGCGAAGGUUUAA
Molecule: messenger RNA, 1062 nt
Organism: Stereum hirsutum FP-91666 SS1
Lineage: Eukaryota; Fungi; Basidiomycota; Agaricomycetes; Russulales; Stereaceae
Exons: 4
Coding region: 1-1062 (353 amino acids)
Source: RefSeq, a predicted model, not a curated record